AUGGUCAUUUUCAAAGGGGGGAACAGGAAGGUGACAUGGGGGGCAGAGCAGCCAUAUCCUGAUCAUCCAGAGAGAUUUGACUGCUGCACCCAAGUUCUGUGCAGAGAGAGUCUGACUGGCCGCUGUUACUGGGAGGCUGAGUUGGAUGGAGAUGGAGUCCUGAUAGGAGUGACUUAUAAAGGGAUCAGGAGGAAAGGAGGGAGGGACUGUCUGCUUGGAUUCAAUGACAAGUCAUGGAGUCUGGAUUGUAAUCCUUACAGUUACUCUGUCUGGCACAAUGAUAAACAGACUCUCAUACCCAUAGAGCCCGCAGACUCCCGCAGAGUAGGAGUGUAUCUGGACUGGAGGGCUGGUACUCUGUCCUUCUACAGAGUCUCCUCUGAUGGACUGACCCCCCUGUACAGAUUCACCUACUCAUUCACUGAGCCCCUCUAUCCAGGGUUUCGAGUUUAUUAUAACUCCUCAGUGUCACUGUGA
Molecule: messenger RNA, 477 nt
Organism: Paramormyrops kingsleyae
Lineage: Eukaryota; Metazoa; Chordata; Actinopteri; Osteoglossiformes; Mormyridae
Source: RefSeq, a predicted model, not a curated record